AUGGAUACCAAUUCUGGUCACUCUGUAGGGUCACUGGCAGAUAUUCAAGAAUGCAUCAAAGAGUUAAAUAAAUUAAUUAACAACUCAUCAAAUGGAGAUUCGUCAACAUUGCUGAAUAGAUGUAUCAAAUCAUUAGAAGCAUUCGAUGACAAUGCUCAUCGAAUUCUUUCUACUCUUCGAAAAACACGAGAAAACAAUAUUGAACCGGAUGCUAAUAUUAUUUUAAAGUCGAUGCAAUCGUUACAAAUAACUGCUGGAAAGAAAGAAAAAAGUGAACUUGAGAUAAAACAAGAAUGGGAUAUGAAAAAGCUCUACGCUGAACUAUUUAAAAUAUCCUACAAAAGAAAUCGUUUAAAAACAGAUAUUGAACAGGAAGAAUUAAAACCAAAAAAGAAAGGUGAUGAUCAACCCAAUUUGGGUAAUGCCAUUUGGUGGUAUACUUGUGACAAGGCAAAUAUAUAUUAUCAAAUCAAUUCAAUAUUACGUCUUGAAAAUUUCGAAUUAUUAAUGUCCUAUCGUUAUUUCUUGAGUGAUCUGUGUCGAAUGAUCGAAUAUUUGUAUCAGAGAAGAAAAGACGAGUUUGGUGAUGUUGCUCAAACAUUCUAUCGAGCUGGUCAUAUCAAUAAAAGCCAACUUCAAAAAAUGGACAACCAACAAAAGGGUCAACUUAUAUCUUUGGUAGGCUUUAUUUCAGCAACAACAGAUAUCGAAAUAGCAAAAGGUUACGCCAGAAAACAGCACAUUUCUGACGACAAUCAAAGUGUUCUAUUCGAAAUUGUUAUUAAACCGCAAGAAGCAUGUACAGCAUUUGCAUAUAUCGAAGAUAUCUCGUUUCAUCCAGAAGAAAAGGAAGUUCUAUUCAGUAUGAGUUCAACAUUUACUGUUGGUAUGGUCCGUGAACCAGAAAAUAAUGAAAGCUUCUAUCGAGUUCAACUUAUUGGUGCUGACAUCGAUAAGACAAUUAUCGACGAUAUUCGUACAAAAAUUGAAAAAAACACUCCAUCAGGUCGAGCUGCUCUACUUGCUCAAUAUUUGAUGGAAUUAGGCGAAUAUAGAGCCGCUCGAAAGUAUCUAAAUUCACUCUUAGCUCAAGGAGAUGAAGAAGGAAUUUUAUUUAACGACCCAAGUCUUGCAAGUAUUUAUAGUUGUCUUGGUAUGACUUAUACUCGACAAGGUCUUUUCGGUGAUGCAAUCAAAUCAUUCAAACAGGCACUUAAUACACAAGCUCGUCUCGAAUAUUCAAACAAUAAUGUAGUAGCUAAUAUUCACAGGCAAAUUGGUUUAGCCUAUGUAGGCCUAGGACAUGUAGACGAAGCUGAAGAAACACUAUCUGAAGCAGUACGCAUUCAAAUAAGGGAACUCAAUUCAAACCAACAACAUCUUGCCGCUAUCUACAGUAAUAUUGGUCAUGUUCAUUAUAAAAAAGGCAAUCUUGAUAAAGCACAAUCGACUUUUAAUGAAGCGGAGAAAAUAUACAAAAAAAGGUCAAGUAAAAUUGCUCAUGAUGAGCUUGAACAGUCACUUAUUCAAGCAGAACAUCUAACUAACUACGGUCAUUUCUUAUUUAUCAACAAAUCUUCAGCAGAUGCUCAAGAAAAAUAUAACGAAGCAUUGAAAUUGUAUAAAAAGAUUGUACCUGAUAGCGAUCCAAAAUUGAUGCAAACUCAUAUCAAUAUCAUGCUUGCUUAUGCAACAAAUAAAAAAUAUAAUGAAGCAAUAACAUGGUUUAAUCAACCUAUGAUAGGAAAAUUAAUUAAGAAACAGGAAAUUAAUAUGUUCGAAUUGAAUAGUUCCGUAACACAAUUAAGUCUUGCAUUUUUACAUGAAUUUAUUGGCGCUUGCUACGCAACGCAAAAAGAUUUCGAUAAAGCUAUUCAUAUGUGGACUCGUGCUUUGUUAUUUAAACAUAAGGCACGAUUGGAAGAAUUAUUGCUUGAAACUACAAAUAGUACUUUUUCUAGUCAUAUUUUCGAACAGAAAACUUUUAUCGACAGUAGCUAUCAAUUGGCAUAUGACUAUUAUAGUAAACAAAUCGAUGAAGUGACUGAAUCAAAUGGUACUAUAAAUAAACCUCUGACUAGAGAUUUUUGCAUAGGUCUACUCUAUGCCGAAUUAUACAAUCGUGAUCAAGCGAUCGCUUGUUUAAAGCGAUCUAUGUUAUAUUUAAGUGAAUCAAAUGAUAACAUGCUAUAUAUUGCCUAUUUAUUAAUAGCCGAUAUUCUACAACAGCAACGAAAAUAUAAAGAUGCCGUCGAAAAUCUAGAUGCCACAUUGCAAUUAAUAGCAUCGUUGAAAGAAAAAGAUCGCGUCUUAGAGAUCGAAAUUGAAUUAGCUCGAAGCGAUUGUUUGAUCGAAAUCAAUUCACGCGAUAUUAUUCCAUGCUUACUAAAACUUGCCAACUCUUUAAAUGCAAACGAUAGCGAUACAAAACGUAUAAGUCUACAAGCAAUCGUCUACGAUACAUUAGCUAAGUGCUGUUUAAAACAAGGAAAUCAUGAAUUAUUUGAUACUGCUGCCGAAGAAUCGAUGGCACUUAAACUUCGCAAUUUUUCACAAUAUCAUCCCAGUUUAGCCAUUACUUUAGUUCUGAUUGCCGAACGUCUCAUUCAACUCUCGCAAUAUCGUCAAGCACUAGAUUUUUAUGAACAUGCCCUAGAGAUACAGAACUUGAAUCUAGCAGAUAAUCAUCCGAAAAUUAGAAAAAUAUGCUAUGCUAUAGGUGAUAUUUAUUGUAAAUUGGAUAAAUUAUCUAUCGCUAUAGAAAAAUAUGAUGUUGCUGAAAGUAAAAGUUUGGAAUGCAAUGAUGAUAUUGCUCUUCGCCAGGAGAAAAUCAAUUCAAAAGAAUCAAUGGACAUUUUUAUGGCUCGAGUCCGUAUGCAUCAAAAUCUAACUGAUUAUUAUGCGAAAAAAAAGAAUUAUAAAGAUUCCAUUACGGAAAUGUAUAAAAUUCAUGAUCUACUUAAAGCAAAACUGCCACUGUCUGCAUUUAAUUACAAUGACGAAACACUUUUAAUUCAGAAUAAUAUUAAUCCAACUACAUUAAUCAACAAUUUACAGCAACUUAUCAACUGUUACUUGAAUCGUAAUAUUUCAAUUGAUUUUGAGCAAGAUGAUGAGAAUGCUUCCCAAAUAGCUUUAGAAAUUUGUCAGAAACUUUCUCGACACGAUAAAGAAGUGACAAAGGGACAACUCGUUUUACUGUAUCGUCAAUUAAGUUUAUAUUAUGAAGAUUUAGACGAUAAUGAAAAUGCUCUUGAUUAUUUACAAAAGACUAUAAAUAUUGAACAACCGGCAAUUUCAACACUCUAUCGAUUGGCAUAUUUAAAUACAGAAUGUGAUGAGUUCGAUGAAGCAAUUAGUAAUUACGAAAAAAUAUUAAAUAAUGAAUUAACCAAAGGUCAACGAGAAAUCUCACAAAUCAUCCAGGAGAAACUUUCAAAAGUUAGAGAAAAAGCAAAGAAGACGGAGAGACGUUCUUCAACAAUUUCGAGUAGUAGUGAUGAAAGUGGGUCAGACGAGGAAGCAUCUCAUCAUUCCGCCAGUAGUAGUAGAUUAAACAGAGAUUCAACGAGUAUUUCCAGAAGUUCUCGUGCCGAAAAUGGAAGUGAGAACAAAAUAAAAACAAAGAUGGAUAGUACAGAUGAUACUUGUGAUUAUCGAACUAUCGCGGCUGCUUAUCUUCAGCUCGGUGAUAAUGAUAUGUGUAUAGAAUGCCAUGAAAAAUACACGAAAAAAUGUAAGAAAGACAUAUCCACGAAUUGUAUGUUUAGCAAACACCAACAGAUUAUUACGGAACAGGCGUGUCACUAUGAAGAAGAUGACACAAUAACUUUGUUAGCGAGAUUAUUUCAUGAUUUAAAUGAGAAAUUUCGAGAAACUGGUAGUUUCGAAAAAUCAGAAGUAUUGAAUAUAGCUGAUUCGUUUUUUCAAUGUGGCCUGCUUUAUAAACAAAAAUCGUUUUAUCUUGAAAGCACUAAUGCUUAUAUAUCCGCCUUUAGCUUAUAUAUGUCAAAAUCUCUUACAAACUCAAACGAAUUAAUCGACAAUGUAAAUCAGCUCCUCGGUGUAUUUGUUGAAAACAAUCUUGCCUGUGAACAAAUUGUUGACGUUUGCAAGCGAUAUUUGACAUCAACUGUCACAGAGCGUAUGCGAAUAAGUCUAGCUGCUCUGUAUCGUGAAAAUGAAAUAUACAAUGUUGAGGAUUUGGAUGGCGAUGAUGAUACAAGUAACGAAUCACGAAAUAUUGCUUUACAACACUAUAAAGAUUUGUUAGAAAACACCGAUAACAUUAUGACGAAAGGUGCAUGUUAUUUUAAUAUUCUAAAUUUAUAUAAAAAUCAUAUUUAUGAAGAUGAUGAUGGUAAAUGUAUUAUUGAAAAAAUGAUGCUCAUAUUACCGAAAUUCACUAUUUCCGAUCGAAUAUUGUUAAUUAAAUUGGCAGUACACUUUAUGGCAGAAUAUGAUAAUAAUAAGGGUACCUGUGAUAUGAAAAUAAAUCGUCAACUGCAAAAAAUGGAAAAGGAAUAUUCUAAUGAGAAACUGGAAAUACAUAAAGAUAAAUGUAUCGGAAAGUAUCUUGUAGAUUGUGAUGAUCUAGAAGGUGCUAAGGAAUACUGGGAUUUAAUUGGUGAACAAAUUAAAAGUAGCAUACCACACUGGAUACUUUCACUUGUUCGUGACUCUGAUUCGAUAUUUGAAGAUAUUCUACAUACGAUAAAACAGCCAGAAAAUGAUACUGUCUUACUAUUGAAUCAACUAGUUAGUACAUAUGAAUCAUUGGGCGACUACUACAUGUUGGAUGCUAAAAUUGGACAGACAACAGGCGCAAAUUGCUGCCAACAAGCUGAAAACAUGUACAAAAAUGCGGUGCAUUUAUUGAAACGAUUUAAUUCAAACUCAGAAAAAGUUCCGAUGAUCGAAAAGAAACAGCGAGAAGCGACAGGACAAACAAAGAACUAA
Molecule: messenger RNA, 4959 nt
Organism: Adineta ricciae
Lineage: Eukaryota; Metazoa; Rotifera; Eurotatoria; Adinetida; Adinetidae
Source: the annotation of a GenBank genome assembly